Molecule: messenger RNA, 117 nt
Organism: Aureobasidium musti
Lineage: Eukaryota; Fungi; Ascomycota; Dothideomycetes; Dothideales; Saccotheciaceae
Source: the annotation of a GenBank genome assembly
AUGUCGGAGCACAUCAAUGUCCCCAAAGAAGACGACGACAAGAUCAACAGAACCCUCCGCGAGAACCUACCCGACAACAUUAAUGAAGCUUACUCUCUUUCAUCGGCGACCCACUAG